This is a messenger RNA of Cryptosporidium muris RN66, 2916 nucleotides long. Its product is annotated as DNA replication licencing factor MCM2, putative. Gene Ontology annotation, biological process: DNA replication; double-strand break repair via break-induced replication; mitotic DNA replication initiation. The record is from RefSeq and is a predicted model, not a curated record. Lineage: Eukaryota; Apicomplexa; Conoidasida; Eucoccidiorida; Cryptosporidiidae. Bases 1 to 2916 code for a protein of 971 amino acids. The transcript has a single exon. Gene Ontology annotation, molecular function: ATP binding; single-stranded DNA helicase activity; single-stranded DNA binding. Gene Ontology annotation, cellular component: MCM complex; nucleus.
AUGGGGUUUAGUCGUAAGGAUAGGGGUAGAACUGGAAUUGAUCCUCAUAAAUCUGAUGAGGAUGCAGAACGUACUGGUAGAGAUAUUUCAAGUAUAUUAAUGACAGAGGAGACAAGUAACUAUAGCGAAGCUGAAGAAGUUCCAAUAGAUGAGAUUGCAUAUGAAGAAGAGAUAAAUGAAUCAGAAGAGGAGGUAGGAGAAGAUUUAUAUGCAGAUAACUUUCUAGAUGAUUACCAACCAGAUCCUGAAUUGGAUAGAUAUGACCCAGAUAUACUUGAUGAUACUAAUUAUGAAGAUGAUCCAGAAGCAAGGAGAAGAGCUGAGAUAGCCUUAGAUAGACGUGAUAUGGCUGAAAGGGGUGAAUUAAUGACUGGUACAGAACAUCGUUUUGGAAUUACAUCAUAUUUAGUAGAUGAAGAACUUGGAGAUACAAGCAAAGAUAUUGAAAAACGUAGGAAGAGGAGAGAAAUGUUUAGAGCAAUGGCAGAUGAAGCAAUGAGAGGCACUGGUUCUUUUGAUAUAAAUGAAUUAAUACAAGAAUUACCUCUAGCAGAACAAUCUGAAUGGAGUGAGCAUAUUGAGAAUUUAAUAUGUAGAUUAUUUAAGAUUUUUAUUCAAGAAUUUAAAUUAUCUGCAUGGCAUAAAGCAACUCCAAAUGAUGAGAAUAUUAAGUUAAUGGAAAAGAAUAAGUUUUUAUUUGAUGAAUUAUAUUAUAUGAAGAAGAUAGAAGAAAUGGUACAAGAGGAGAAGACUAGUCUACAUAUUGAUGUACGUCAUAUUUUCACUUUUUGUUAUAAAUUAUGGGAUUAUCUAAAUAUAUAUCCGACACCAAUUAUUGAAUGUUUUGAUAGAUGUAUUUUGGAAAUUAUAUCAUCUUUAUUUCCAAAUUUAUAUAAUAAUAAGACAAUAACGACUAGACUAAUUGGGUUAGAUUAUAUUGACGAAUUACGUGAUUUACGUGUUGAAUGGCUUAAUCAAUUAAUACGUGUAUCCGGAAUAAUAACAAGACGUACCAAUGUAUUAACCAAAUAUAAAACAGUUUACAUGGAAUGUGUCAAAUGUGGAUGUGAUACACUAGGGCCAUAUGAAGAUUUUGGAACAAAUAAUAGUAGCUUUGGUAAUGGUGAGAAUAGUAGUUUAAGAAGUGUAGGAAAAUGUACAGAUUGCCAAAGUAGAGGACCUUUUAUUAUUAAUAGGGAAAAAACUAUUUAUGAAAAUUACCAGAAAUUAGUUAUUCAGGAAUCACCUGGAAGUGUUCCUGCUGGUCGCAUACCUAGAUCUAGGGAGAUCAUUGUUACUGGGGAUUUAGUUGAUUCUGUAUGUCCUGGUGAAGAGGUUAUACUAACUGGUAUUUAUCGUACUUUUAAAGAUCGUCAAUUAAAUAUUAAAACUGGAUUUCCUAUUUUAGGAACACAAAUAUUUUGCAAUAAUAUUGAGAAAAAACAUGAUCCAUUGCAACAAGAUGAAUUGACAGAUGAAGAUUUUAAAAAAAUAAGGGAAUUAUCUAAGGAUCCAGAUAUAAAAGAGAAGAUUAUAUCCUCAAUUGCUCCAUCAAUUUUUGGACAUCAUCAUAUAAAAACAGCUAUUGCCUGUUCUCUAUUUAGUGGAAUUAGGAAACAAGUACCUGGUAAACAUCAUCAUAUAAGAGGUGAUAUCAAUAUCUUAAUAGUUGGGGAUCCAGGUUUAGCAAAAAGUCAAUUCUUAAAAUAUGUAGAGAAAAGUUUUGAUCGUACGAUAUAUACUUCGGGUAAGGGUGCAUCAGCUGUUGGUUUGACAGCAUCUGUUAGACGUGAUCCAAUAUCAGGGGAGUGGACUUUGGAAGGUGGUGCUUUAGUACUUGCUGAUGAAGGCAUAUGCUUAAUAGAUGAAUUUGAUAAAAUGAGUGAUAAAGAUCGUGUAUCAAUACAUGAAGCAAUGGAACAACAGAGUAUUUCAAUUUCAAAAGCUGGAAUAGUAACAACUCUACGUGCUCGUUGUAGUGUUAUUGCAGCAGCAAAUCCCAUAUUUGGGAGAUAUGACUCUUGCUUAACUUUUAAAGAUAAUGUUGAUCUUACUGAUCCAAUUAUUUCAAGAUUUGAUGUAUUAGCAGUUUUAAAGGAUGAAGUGCAUCCCAUGAAGGAUGAAUUACUUGCAAAUUUUGUAGUACAAUCACAUAUGAAUAGUCAAGGUAUAUAUAACAAUACAACUGAUGAAUUUAAUGUAACAAAUUUAGAUGAUGAAUCUCAACAAUAUCAACAUAUACAACAAAUUGAUCAAAAAUUACUGUGUAAAUAUAUACGCUAUGCUAGGAGAUAUUGUAAACCACAGAUCAGAAACGUUGACAAGGAAAAAAUUACAACAUUUUAUGCAAGGAUAAGACAGGAAGCAAUACAAACUGGAGGAAUUUCAAUGACAGUACGUCAUAUAGAAAGUAUUAUAAGAUUGGCAGAAGCUCAAGCAAAAAUGCGUUUAAGCCCUAUUGUAACAAACAAAGAUAUUGAUGGUGCUAUUGGAAUAGUUUUGGAGUCAUUUAUUCAAAGUCAAAAAUAUGCAGUAGCACAACGAUUAUCUAAAACAUUUUCAAGAUACAAAGCCUUAAGUAGUGGUUUUGUAGAUAUAUUAGAAAAUUUACUUUUGCAACUUUUUGCCGAUAAAAUCAACAAAAUACAGCUUAGGCAGUGGUCUGAUGAUAAUUUAGGUAUGAUGCUUGAUGAGGUAGAUAAUGCCAUGGUAUAUUUAGAUGAAUUCUUAGUAUGUGCAGAGAAAAUGAAACUGUCACACAAUGUUACUUUUUCAUAUAUAAAAUCUUCAGCAUUUGGAAAACUAUUCCUUGUAUCCGAUCAUGUUGAUAACAAUGGAAAUAAUAUCAAAGUCAUUACAAAAAAACACUAUAAUGAUAAAUACUCACAAAGUCAGAUAUCAAUGCAAGGAGAUUAA